AUGCAAACUGUUCAAAAUCGACAGAAAAGCUAUGUAGACCAAAGAAGGAGAAGGUUGGAAUUUACUAUGGGAGAUCAAGUAAUUUUGAAGAUAGCACCGAUGAAAGGAGUGAUGCGGUUUGCAAAGAAAGGAAAACUAAGCCAAGAUAUAUUGGUCCGUUUAUUAUUAGUGAGAGAAUUGGAAAUGUCUCCUACAAACUUGACCUUCCUUCAUCAAUGUCUCAAGUACACAAUGUGUUUUCAUGUGUCCAUGCUAAGAAAGUACAUUGGAAAUCCUUCUCAUGUAUUGAAGAAUGAACCGAUGGAGAUAAAACUAGAUUUGACUUACGAAGAAAAACCUAUAGAGAUCCUUCAACGAGAGAUAAAGUGA
This is a messenger RNA of Olea europaea var. sylvestris, 369 nucleotides long. RefSeq lists its product as uncharacterized. Lineage: Eukaryota; Viridiplantae; Streptophyta; Magnoliopsida; Lamiales; Oleaceae. The record is from RefSeq and is a predicted model, not a curated record. The transcript has a single exon. The coding region runs from base 1 to 369 and encodes 122 amino acids.